Messenger RNA from Solanum dulcamara, 3121 nucleotides. Its product is annotated as putative late blight resistance protein homolog R1C-3. Gene Ontology annotation, biological process: defense response to other organism. NCBI's taxonomy places the organism in Eukaryota, Viridiplantae, Streptophyta, Magnoliopsida, Solanales, Solanaceae. Gene Ontology annotation, molecular function: ADP binding. The coding region runs from base 242 to 2623 and encodes 793 amino acids. The record is from RefSeq and is a predicted model, not a curated record. The transcript has 3 exons.
UGCUAAUAAAAUAUUUUUGUCCAUUCAUUCAACUUGCUUGUUGCUGCUCUUUCCUUGUGACCUCUCACCAAACAAAGAUUCUUUAUUCUUCUUCUUCUUCAAUUUGAGCUUCAGAUAUGAAAUUGCCUUUGUUAUCUUUUUAAACAUAAAUUCAAAAUUCAAGUAAAGGAAUUAGCAUUGCAGUACUACGUACCUCUGGUAUUCUUCUCAUUUGAAUCAGUAGUGUGACCAAGCUAGUUGCAUGAAGAACGUUGAAAGGACCCCUUCUCGUAGUUUUCCAUCAACUGAUGACGAAAUAGUUGGUUUGGAGGAAGAUGCAGCAAGUAUAAUUCAGAAAUUGACUGGAAGAACUGAGGAUCUAGACGUUGUCUCGAUUGUUGGAAUGCCUGGACUAGGCAAAACAACUUUGGCUAAAAAGGUGUUCACUCAUCAAAGUAUUGAUAAACACUUUGACGUUCAAGCAUGGUGUUCUAUUUCAAAAGAAUAUGAUUUGAGGAAGGUGUGCUCUGAGAUUCUUAAACUAGUUUUAGGCAGUGUGGAUGGUAUCCGAAAUGAAGACAUGCCUGACAAGUUGCGCAAGAGUCUAAAACGCAAGAGAUACCUCAUCAUAUUAGAUGAUAUAUGGGAAGUUAAGGCAUGGGAAGAAUUGCGGUUAUAUUUCCCAUGUGAUAAAAAUGGAAGCAGAAUAGUGGUAACAACUCGAGAUGAACAAGUAGCCAGGGAGCUUAAGCACCAUAGUGAUCCAUAUUUUCUUCGAUUUCUCACGGUGGAUGAGAGCUGGGAAUUACUUCAGAAGAAAGUAUUUCAAGGAGAGAUUUGUCCCCCAAAGCUACGCAAAGCAGGAUUACGAGUUGCUGAAAGCUGCAAGGGAUUACCUCUUGUGAUCGUUUUGAUUGCUGGAAUUAUUGCAAAGAAAAGGAAAGCCUCUUCAUGGCUUGAGAUCGCGGAAGAUUUAAGGUCCCAUGUUUUAGAAGAGCAAAACAUGAAGAUAAUAGAAUCAAGUUUUGAUUAUUUGGAAGACCAUUUAAAGUCUUGCCUUCUUUACAUGGGAUUGUUUCCAGAAGACUACAAAUUUCCAGUGUCCGAUCUGCUAAACUUGUGGAUAGCUGAAAAUUUUGUACACAACAUGGGCUUAGAGAACAUGAAGGAAGCAUCUAAAAUUUGCUUGAAUGAUCUAGUGAACAGAAGCCUAGUAAUUGUUUCGGGAAGGAGAGAAGAUAAUGGUGAGAUAGAGUACUGCACUGUUCAUGAUGUAGUGCAUGAGUUUUGCAUGAGGAAACUUACAAAGGAAAAGUUUAUGCAGUACCAACUUGCCAGGGAACCAAGGAAAAAAAAGUUUAUGCUGUUACACAAGUAUAUCCAUGACGAUCUUGUUAAACAUUUGCUGCGGUAUGAAAAGUUAUUGGAUAAGUUUCCAAUGUUGGCAGGAUUGAAGGAAGGGGAGUUUGUUGAUCAAUGUAAUGCUAUGUCUAGUCUUAAGUUCAUUGAUAAUCCACAUUUCUCUCCGGGUGACGGGAUAUUUCUUUUCCGUCUACUUGAUAACUUAAGAUUUAUUCGGGUGUUGCAUUUGUUGGAUGUCGACUUGGAAAGACGUUCAUGGGUUACAGCAGUGCAAGUAGUAACUCACUUGAGGUAUCUUGCAAUUCGUACCCAAGAAUUUGAUUUCCAGUGGGUAUCGCACCUACACAAUCUACAAACAUUGCAGGUGGUGGGAAAUGAUAAUCAACUUUCAGGGUACUUUGAGACAUCACCUUCUAUUUGGAAAAUGCAGAAGCUAAGACAUGUGGAUAUACAGGACUUUUCCUUCAAAUGGGAAGACAAUGAUCGAGCACUUUUCGAAGAAUCUUCAGAAACUGUGUUACCAAACUUGAAGACUUUUGGGAAGUGUCGUAUAUACUUGGUUGAUAAGACUCCGGAGUUCUGGUGGAGAUUUCCAAAUAUUGAACAACUCAAGCUCCACUUUAUUGAACCAAGUUAUGAAGUUGAUAUGCCGAAUCUUGAAGAACUCCCACUUCUAUCUCUCGAACUGUGUUUCUCACGCGCUAUUUCAGGCUACAAAUCCAUAGGACAGGCCAGCUGUGUUGUCUUCCCUUCAAACCUAAAGGAUUUGUCCCUUGAUAGACUUUGCCUAACUGAAAAAGCCGUUUCACAACUUGCAAGAUUGCGAAACCUUGAGAGUCUCAAACUACGUGAAGUAUACUUCAAGUCUGAAGAUAGAUAUGGGCAGCCUGGAUAUAGCAUAUGUUGGGAUGUCAGUGAUUAUGAGUUUCAAGCACUCAAAUACUUGAACAUACAGAAUGUUCUCAUGACAGAAUGGCGCUCCUCAGAAGAAUCUUUCCCCGUGCUUGAGCAACUAAUUUUAAACAAUUGCAUAAUUCACUGCGGUCAGAUCCCUUGUAGCUUUGUGGAUAUCCCAACACUGAAGUUGAUUAAAUUGACUCGCUGCAAUAAGUCACUUGAGCUUUCAGCUCACAAUAUCAAAAAAGAAGUGGAAGAGAUGACAGGAUGUGAUAGUAUCCAAGUCCUUAACUCUUAUCAAAGAUUCUAUCAUUUUGAUGUAGAUUUUGCAACAGACUGCUUCGGUGCUUGGGUUCGAGGAGACAUCCAUAGAGUGCCUGGAUAAGUAUUCUCAAGGGUCAGUUCAUUAUGUUUCUUUUGGUUCCCAUAAGAACAAGCUCUGCUUCUCAAAUGAUGGCAUUACCUUUAGGCUUGUAAGGUAGUGAAAAACUACUCAUUUUGGUUUUAACCAUAAACGUGGCGAUGAGCUCAUUUCUGAUCAAUGGCUGCCCAGAAGGGUAUCAAGAAAGAAUUGAAAAGAAAAUGGAGAUUUGUUAGUCCAUAGAUGGGCACCUCAGUUGGAAAUUUUAUGGCAUAGUUCAAUAAGGGAAUUUUUACUCUUGUAUUAUUGUAACGAUUUUCUUGAGCCGAGAGUCUAUGGGGAAUUAUAAAGGUCUGCGUACACCCGAUCCUCCCUAGACCCUAUCUGUGGGAUCACAUUGGGUAUGUUGUUGUAUCUGAACUUUUUAUCUAAGAGAAUUGCAGCAACAGUUAUAAGUUGAUUUUGUAAUUACUGCUGGUAAGAUUAUGCAGAUUAUUUCUUGUUUAGUCAAUGAUUAUGUUA